This is a messenger RNA of Ostreococcus lucimarinus CCE9901, 2292 nucleotides long. RefSeq lists its product with no specific name. NCBI's taxonomy places the organism in Eukaryota, Viridiplantae, Chlorophyta, Mamiellophyceae, Mamiellales, Bathycoccaceae. The transcript has a single exon. The record is from RefSeq and is a predicted model, not a curated record. Gene Ontology annotation, biological process: post-Golgi vesicle-mediated transport. Bases 1 to 2262 code for a protein of 753 amino acids. Gene Ontology annotation, cellular component: Golgi apparatus; membrane.
AUGCUCAAGUCGACGCCCGAGUUGAUACUGCAAGACGCGAUGGGGGAGCUGUACUGGGCGAGCGCGGAUUUGGGAACGACGUGGACGCAGCCGUGUGGGAAGGUGUCACAUACCGGGGAGGAGGGGUGCUUUAAGAAUCCCGGGGAGGUGGUGCCGGGAGGACGCGGACGGGCGAUGGGCGCGAUUAGGCCGCAUCCGAAACGAGCGGGAUGGCUGUUGAGUUUCGUGCGAACGUGCGAUGCGGGGCCGGGUCCGGGAGGAAUGGCGUGUCGGGUGAAUAGAUUGCUCGCGAGCGGGGAUCUGGGGAAGACGUGGACGGAUAUGGUGGCCAAUUCUAAGGGUAAGGUGGCGUCGUUUGUGGAUUUCGACUGGGCGCCCGACGACGGCGCGGGGCCGUAUCCUCCUAUUUACGCCACUGUGUUUCGCGAUGGGACGAAGUUUGCCGCGUAUCGCGGUGCAUGGGAUUACAAUAUUGAUUUCGUGCGAUCUGAAGAUUUGUUCUCCACGCACACGCUCGUGGAGCAAUGCGCAAACGCGUUUGAGAUUUUAAAUGGCGACGUUUAUACGGCGUCGCCGCCCGACUGCGCAGAUUAUCACAAACACGGUGCGAAAAAUCAUCCGUCGUCCGAGGUAAACACGAAUAAUGUGGUGCUCAAAAUAUCGACCAAUCAAGGCAAGUCGUUCAACACGGCGUGCUUCCCGAUGAAUUUGCCGGCGAAUGCGUUUGAGAUUUACGAUUUUCACGCCGACGACGCCGGUCCAGAUUUCAUCGCCGUCGAUCACAUUGAAACCAGCGCCAUCGAAGCCAGGGCACCGAUGAGCCAGCUCUACGCAUCGGAUGAAUCCAUGUCGUUCUUUUCGAUGAGCAUGCGCACCAUGGUCAAAGACUCCGGCGGUAGCUUUGUUCAAGAUUUCGCCAAAGUUCUCGGAUUGGAAGGCGUCUUCAUCGCUAAUCAGAUUUCGUACAAGGCGUUCAUCGACGGCGCCGCGAUUCGAAACGGCGAUUAUAGCGCGUAUUACGAAUCGCGAAUCUCGUUCAACGCAGGCGGAACUUGGCAUAAGAUCCCCGCGCCCGCCACAGAUGCGGAAGGCGUCAAGUAUGCGUGCGCUGAGGACGAGUUUGAUUGCGAACGCUACGGCUUACACCUACACGGCGCCGUGGAUUGGGAUACGUCUGAAGACUGGAAUGGACGACUCGGUGGCGUGUACACGCGCUCUAGUGCGCCCGGCGUGAUCAUCUCUACGGGUAACGUCGGCGACGCCGUCAUCACCGACGAGCCGGCACGAGUCAACACGUAUAUUUCGCGCGACGGCGGGGCGACUUGGAUUGAAUCCAAAAAAGGCGCGUACAUCUACGAGUUCGGCAAUCGCGGUGGUUUGCUAGUCGUCGCGAAGCAAUUCAUGCCCGUGGACGUGAUUGAAUACAGUCUAAACGAAGGGAAAUCGUGGUCGACGCUCAAGCUCGCGAAUUCGAUUUUCGUACACAACAUUCGCGUGGAUCCCUCGUCAAAGGGGCACGUCUUCAUUAUUCACGGCAUGACCGCGGAAUCCGUGCACGCCGAUCCAAACCGUGGAUCAUAUUUCGUCGUCGACUUCGACGAAAUCAUCUCAGGUGGUAAGGUUUGUGGCGCCGCGGAUUACGAGAUGUGGUCGCCUGCGGCGCCGGGAAGCCAUGGGUGCUUAAUGGGACAAAAGUAUGAGUUGAAGCGCCGAAAACUCGACGUCGAGUGCUUCAACGACGAAGACUUUGACCGCGCGUACACUAUCGUUGGCACUUGUGAGUGCUCGCGUGUGUUCGAUACUGAGUGUGACUACGGGACUGAACGCGUCUACAACGUCCCUAACGCCUCGCAAUGGCCGCACUGCGCGCCUUCAGACAACGUGAACACUCAGUGCGCCGCGCUCAACCACAAGCCGCCGACGCCCAGUUCGAAUCUCCGCAUCAUUUCCGGCGACAAAUGCACAAGUCCUGGCGCGGCGCUCGGAGACGAUGGCCCAAGAAGACGAGGUCAUCAUCGAGGUCGCAUGUUCGUGCAGUUCAUCAUGCUUUUAGCCUUCCUUGGUGUCGCGGCGUACGGCGCCAUGUACGUGCACGCCAACUAUGACCUCGGUACGUUAUCGACGACUGUUCCUAAUGCCGCCCGUAACGCGAUCAAUGGCGCGUACGAAAAGUUCCAGGACACAUUUGGCAAGCGCGAACAAGCGACACCGCCUGGUUACUUCGAGCCGCUCGGCGAUUUCGCAGCGGAGGAUGAAAUUUAAUCCUUCGAGCCACCGAUUCGAGCCCAAAAC